Anopheles stephensi (Asian malaria mosquito) is the source of this 516-nucleotide messenger RNA. RefSeq names its product larval cuticle protein A2B-like. Lineage: Eukaryota; Metazoa; Arthropoda; Insecta; Diptera; Culicidae. Gene Ontology annotation, cellular component: extracellular matrix. The transcript is spliced from 2 exons. The coding region runs from base 53 to 421 and encodes 122 amino acids. The record is from RefSeq and is a predicted model, not a curated record.
UCAGAAAUCAUUUGUUCGCCCUCCACUCAACACAACACUAAGCUCCAGCAAAAUGUACUCCAAGAUCAUCCUUGUUCUUGCGCUUGUCGCCGCCGUCAGUGCCCAGUCUUACUACGGACAUCAGCAACAGUACCACCAUGAGGAAGAGCAUCACGGACCAGUGCACUACGAGUAUCACUACGAUGUGCAUGAUGAUCACACGGGUGACGUCCAUGGACAGAAGGAGGCCCGCAAGGACGACUCUACCCAGGGCGAGUACUACCUGAUCGAUGCCGAUGGCCACAAGCGCACCGUCACGUACCACGUUGAGGGUAAGAGCGGAUUCAUCGCUGAAGUGCACCGUGAGCCGAUCAAGGGAUACCAGGCGCCUCAGCCACAGUACCAUCAGCAGGCUUCGGCUCAUCAAAACUACCAUUACUAGAAGAUUUGAUGAGAAAGCUUCAAUUUAGUCAAUUAAUUAGUCAAUUGGAUGGUGUAAUAAAACAACACAACAUAUCUUCGUAUGUGAUUUGUUUG